Messenger RNA from Colletotrichum gloeosporioides, 3678 nucleotides. Its product is annotated as Elongation factor G. The record is from RefSeq and is a predicted model, not a curated record. The transcript has 4 exons. Bases 1 to 3678 code for a protein of 1225 amino acids. Gene Ontology annotation, cellular component: mitochondrion. Gene Ontology annotation, biological process: mitochondrial translational elongation. Gene Ontology annotation, molecular function: translation elongation factor activity; pyridoxal phosphate binding; GTPase activity. NCBI's taxonomy places the organism in Eukaryota, Fungi, Ascomycota, Sordariomycetes, Glomerellales, Glomerellaceae.
AUGGUCCGAAUUGCGGCCUUCGAGGUGGAGCAAUGGAUGGACGAGUAUGAGACUACCCCAGGAUGCCUCAACAUCGCCGAAACCUGCGCCGCCUCCGUCUCCGUGGAUGAGUUGAUGGGACUCUCCGAGGACAAGAGCGCUCCAGGCCCGAUCGACUUCUCCACCAAGCUCGUCUACGGACCCAUCCGCGGCUCUGAUCCCCUCCGACAACGAGUCGCGGAAUUGUGCGGCAGUGAUGGUUCGGGCGACCGAAGUAUUCUUGAACAGGACGAUGUUCUCAUCACCCAAGGCGCUAUUGGAGCCAACUUCCUGUUGCUCUACACUCUCGUCAACCCCGGCGACCACGUCAUCUGUGUGUAUCCCACGUAUCAACAGCUCUAUGGCGUUCCCGAGAGUCUGGGUGCGGACGUCUCACUAUGGAGACUGAAGGGGGAGAAUGGCUUCGUUCCGGAUGUCAAAGAACUCGAGGGUCUCGUCAAGUCCAACACUAAGGCAUUCCUCCCUCUCGUCCUCUGCGGAGCACCAAUCCCCACCACAGUGCUCAAGGACAUCGUCGCCUUUGCCAAAACUCACAACCUCAUCCUCUUUUCAGACGAGGUUUACCGCCCGCUUUUUCACAAUUUCUUCGAGGAUGGCUCCGAAGUGCCGCCCCCGGUCACCACUUUUGGCUACGAAAAGGUUAUUGUCACAGGUUCCAUGUCCAAGUCUUAUGCGUUGGCUGGCAUCCGGAUCGGCUGGAUCGCAUCAAAAGACAAGGGCCUUAUCCAGGCAAUCGCUUCAGCAAGAGACUACACCACCAUCAGCGUGUCCCAGAUAGAUGAUCAGAUCGCUUCCUAUGCGCUUUCACGGCCAGUUUGGAAGCCGUUGCUAAAGCGUAACGUCGCGCUCGCUAACACGAACAAGGCGUUGCUAGAAGCCUUCAUCGAAAAGCAUAAGAACGUCUGCUCCUGGGUCAAGCCCAAGGCGGGAACCACGGCAUUUGUCCAAUUCACCCAUGGUGGAAAGCCGGUAGAUGAUGUUAAGUUUUGCCUGGAUGUUCUCAACAAAACGAAGGUGUUCUUCGUACCUGGGUCCAGAUGCUUCGGGGAUGGGAAGGACUUCCCGGGCUAUGUCCGCAUUGGCUAUGUGUGCCACACGGAGGUGCUCAAGGAAGCUCUGGAGAAGCUCGAGAAAUACUGCGCUAUCAGACCAUCCUGUCUCCAAUGGGUCCCAUCUCCCUCUUUUCGUAGUUCUACCUACUCCAUUCUUUCCCUUCUGUAUACGCCGCAUACGCUUUUGGUCACGAUGAGGGCUCCCAGGGCCGUCAGAGUGCCGAAUGGCGGCCUCUUUACAGGCGCAAAGCCUUCGAGUCGGCCUUUCAGCAUCGCCGUCAACGUGAAGGCUGCUGCUCCUGCCGCCGCCACCACCCAAGCGACCCCGGCAUCAUGGAAGCUCGCAAGGCGUGCGUUCUCCACGACCCCCCGCGUGCGAUCUGCCGCUGAGGAGGCCCUGAAGCUGGCCCAGGAGAAUGCCGCCGCCCUGACCCCCGAGGUCGUCGCCGCCAAGAUGAGCCCCGAGGAGGCCCAGCGUCUCUCCCGCGUGCGCAAUAUCGGUAUCGCCGCCCACAUCGACUCCGGAAAGACGACAUGUACCGAGCGAGUUCUCUUCUACUCUGGCAAGAUCAAGGCUAUCCACGAGGUCCGCGGAAAGGACUCCGUCGGCGCCAAGAUGGACUCUAUGGAUCUCGAGAGAGAAAAAGGCAUCACCAUCCAGUCUGCGGCCACCUUCGCCGACUGGACUAAGAAGGAAAACGGAAAAGACGAAACAUACCACAUCAACAUCAUCGAUACCCCCGGUCACAUUGACUUCACUAUCGAGGUCGAGCGCGCCCUGCGUGUUCUCGACGGUGCCGUCAUGAUUCUCUGCGCCGUCAGUGGUGUCCAGUCCCAGACCAUCACCGUCGACCGUCAGAUGAAGCGCUACAACGUCCCCCGCAUCAGCUUUGUGAACAAGAUGGACCGUAUGGGUGCCAACCCCUGGAAGGCCGUCGAGCAGAUCAACAAGAAGCUCAAGAUCCCCGCCGCCGCGAUCCAGGUCCCCAUCGGUGCCGAGAACGAGUUCCAGGGCGUCAUUGACAUCAUCGAGAAGAAGGCUUACUACUUUGAGGGCCCCCGUGGCACCCAGGUCAAGGUCGCUGAUCUCCCCAACGGCUACGCCGACAUCGUCGAGGAGAAGCGCCAGGAACUCAUUGAGAAGCUUGCCGAUGUCGACGACGAGAUUGCCGAGAUCUUCCUCGAGGAGCAGACCCCGACCAUUCCCCAGAUCAAGGCCGCCAUCCGCCGUGCUACCAUCGCCCUGAAGUUCUCCCCCGUCAUGAUGGGUUCCGCCCUCGCCGACAAGGGUAUCCAGACCGUCCUUGACGCCGUCUGUGACUACCUGCCCAACCCCUCCGAGGUCGAGAACAAGGCUCUGGACAGGAAGCGCGACGAGACCGAGGUCAAGCUGGUGCCCUACAACUCGCUCCCCUUCGUCGGACUCGCCUUCAAGCUCGAGGAGAACAACUACGGCCAGCUCACCUACAUCCGCGUCUACCAGGGCAAGCUCCGCAAGGGAUCCUACCUGUUCAACUCCCGCACCGACAAGAAGGUUCGCAUCCCCCGCAUCGUCCGCAUGCACUCCAACGAGAUGGAGGACGUCAACGAGAUCGGCGCCGGCGAGAUCUGUGCCGUCUUCGGUGUCGACUGCGCCUCCGGCGACACCUUCACCGACGGAAACCUGCCCUACACCAUGUCCUCCAUGUUCGUCCCCGACGCCGUCAUGUCGCUGUCCAUUAAGCCCAAGCGCACCAGCGACGCCGACAACUUCUCCAAGGCCAUGAACCGUUUCCAGCGCGAGGACCCCACCUUCCGUCUGCACGUCGACGAGGAGUCCGAGGAGACCAUCAUCUCCGGCAUGGGCGAACUGCAUCUCGAGAUUUACGUCGAGCGUCUCCGCCGCGAGUACAAAGUCGACUGCGAGACCGGCAAGCCCCGCGUCUCGUACCGCGAGACCAUCUCCCGCAGGACCGACUACGACUUCCUCUUCAAGAGACAGUCUGGUGGCCCUGGUGACUACGCCCGUGUCGCUGGUUGGAUCGAGCCCUUCGAGGACCCCGAGAAGAACUUCUUCGAGACCCAGGUCGUUGGUGGCACCAUUCCCGACAAGUUCCUUUCCGCUUGUGGCAAGGGCUUCGAGGAGGUCACCGAGAGGGGUCCCCUCCUCGGCCACAGGGUCAUUGGUACCAAGAUGAUUGUCAACGACGGUUCCACCCACGUUACCGAUUCCUCCGAUCACGCCUUCAGCCUGGCCACCCAGAUGGCUUUCCGCAAGGCCUUCGACGAGGCCGGUGGCCAGGUCCUCGAGCCCCUGAUGAAGACCACCAUCACCGCCCCCAACGAGUUCCAGGGUAACAUCAUCAUGCUCAUGAACAAGCGCAACGCCACCAUCCACGACACCGAGGUUGGCACCGAAGACUUCACUCUCAUCGCCGACUGCAGUCUCAACGCCAUGUUCGGCUUCAGCUCUCAGCUCCGUGCCGCCACCCAGGGCAAGGGCGAGUUCUCCAUGGAGUUCAGCCACUACGCCGCUGCUCCUCCCCACCUCCAAAAGGAGCUCAUUGCCAACUACCAGAAGGAGUUGGCUGCCAAGCGCACCAAGUAA